Molecule: messenger RNA, 2538 nt
Organism: Culex quinquefasciatus (southern house mosquito)
Lineage: Eukaryota; Metazoa; Arthropoda; Insecta; Diptera; Culicidae
Gene: fs(1)Ya
Product: mitosis initiation protein fs(1)Ya
Exons: 4
Coding region: 152-2266 (704 amino acids)
Source: RefSeq, a predicted model, not a curated record
GCGCCAAAAGUUAGCCCAACGCCGGCGCGAGGUCGCCUUUCGCGUGCCAAAGAAGCAGAAAGCUACGGUAGCGAGAGGGGACGAACCUCAGCCAAAGAGAUUGAAGAAGUGUUAACAACAGCGUUCGUCCAUUGUGAUCGUCGCGUCAACCAUGAAGAUCCCCAAAGAGGUUCAGUGCCGUACCUGUGCGCAGGUGUUUUGCUGUGGCAAGUGUCGUCAGAAGCACGAGGACGUUCAGCACCAGGACGUGAAGGCGAUCCGGCAGAUUUGCUACAUCUGCAACAAUAGACCGUUCCCGCUGCGAGUCGACACGAAGAUCAGCGCGAGUAACGUGCUGGUCGAGCACAUCUUGCGGGAACAUUUGCCGCUGCGGUGCAAUCGGUGUGCCAAGGUCUUCCACACAGCCGCCGACUUCAAGUCGAUCGCUCGCUGCCUCACAGCACACGGUCCUGCCUCGGAUCAAGCCUGCCACCUCGAGCACAGCCAGCACAUCCCAACGAUCUUGGAGAAUGUCGCCGCGGAAGGAGAAAACAAAGAAAAUAUUGAUGAAAACAACUCCGCCACCUCCUCGGAACGAUCCACCCACAACUCGGCCCCUCCAACGGCCAUCAAGGUGAAGCUCACCGCCAACACGCCCCAAAUAUCCAAAGAACUACGUGCCAUCACCGACCCCCCCGAGGACAUCGAACCCGUCAACGAAGCCAUGCUGACGCCCCUGUCGAUGAUCAACCUGCGCUGGAAGCGCAAAAGUCGCCAAAGCUUCGACAGCAUGCUCUCGACCACCAACAACAUCUCGGCGGUGAACGCUUCGGAAGGGGCGAUGCUCGUUCCGCCGUCCAGCCCGGCCAAGAAGCUUGUCCGGACGACGUCGACGCCGAUGAUGCACGGGUGUUUGCCGCACCAUCACCAUCACCACAAGAUGACCAGCUACAACGAGUCGUACACCAGUGCGAUGGGACAGAUGUCGAGCAUUCACGCGAAUAGUACAAGCGAGCAACAGCAGCAGCACGUUCAGCAGCAGCAAGGGCCAGCGGCAGCAACGCCGGCUUCGCCGACGAAUUAUGAGAUUCAUAAGGUCCGCGCCAUCAUCCGGAGCCGCUCGAAGGCCGUGGCCGCCACACCGCUGCGCCAGGUCAUGUCCAAGAGCAUCCAGCGGGCGAUCGCCCAGCACGGCUACUCCAAGCUGGUGGCACCGGGAACACAACGCAAGAUGAGCUUCAACUCGACGGGCGGAAGCAGCAUCAGCGGAAGCCCUGCCCGGAGUGCGUUGGAUCUGCGAACGACGCCGGUGCUGAAGCGCUGCUCGAGCGCAUCUUCCGGACAUCACAGAACUGCCAAGAUGGUUCGGCUGGGGGUGAAAGCGCGAAGUGAGGACAGCAGCAAUGCAAGCACGUUGGAGGACCGCAGCGUUGAGGCGGGUUCCGAGUAUUACGAAACGCACCAGAAUGUGGACUCGCUGAACAGUACCGCGGACCAGGAGAACUUGGAGAAGGUGGGGGACGCCGAACCGGUGGUGAUUCAAUUCUUGAAACCUAUGGCGAGUUCUUACCAGGAAACUCCGAAAGUAGCCGGAGGAAUGCUCAAGAAGGUCAUUUCGUUCACGAGUCCGGACGUGACUCGACUCGGCGUCGUACCCCGGCCCGAAUCGGAAGACGAAGCUGACGACGACGUUUGGUCCACUCCGUGCGGUGCCAUUCCGCCACCUCGCAGCUUCAGCUGCUCAGCCCUCAAAGACUUGGGCCGUUCGGAGGAAACCGACGACGAUGUCUUCCUUCCACCAGCCAACCCACCACCCCCAGCCAAAUCAAAAUCCUGCAAGCAACUCAACCUAGACUCACCAGGCGCCCCCAGCACCGGCAAGCUGUGGACCAUCGUGUCCAGCGUGAUCCGGCUGGCCUCCCGCCAAGACAUCCAAGACGACCUGACCGCCAACACCACCAACGAUUCCACCAAACUGACCUCAACGCUAGCCCAGAAAGCCGCCUCCUUCGCCGGCUUCCUCAAAAACAAGUUCCCCGGAGCGAACCGCCCGAACCUGCGCUCCUCCUCCGGAUCGGACGAAUUCUCCGCGAUAUCCUCGAGCGGUGGCAUCAAGAGACGUCGGUCGAUGGCGCGGCCGUACGAAUCGCGUGGAAACAAUCCGACGGUGGCACCGGUGUAUCGGACCAGUUCGAGUCCGCUGCCCAAGCGGAAGCGCAUUCAGGGACGGAAACCGAUCGAGCGGAUGAGGAACGAAAGUCGCAGUGAAAGUGGGAGUGAUUUUUGAAUGGAUGACAACGACGGUGACGACGGAUUGUGGACGGAAGCGGGAAAAUGGGCAAUAUUAGGGAGAGGAAGCGGACGAAGCAAUGAACGGUGAACGAGUGUUCCUUUCUUUCAGUUUUUUGAUGAUCGCGUUUGAAUUGUUUAUUUUACCAUUGAAAGGAAAGGAAUGCAAAACUAAUAAGAAGUAAAGUAAAUCUUUUGUAAGUAGUUUUAAGCUGUGCCAUAUUGUGUCCCAUAUAUUUGAUGAAUAAACGUAUUAACGAAUUGAGAAUU